Messenger RNA from Zasmidium cellare ATCC 36951, 2055 nucleotides. RefSeq lists its product as uncharacterized. Gene Ontology annotation, biological process: tRNA wobble uridine modification; tRNA methylation. The coding region runs from base 1 to 2055 and encodes 684 amino acids. The transcript is spliced from 2 exons. Gene Ontology annotation, cellular component: cytosol. Gene Ontology annotation, molecular function: flavin adenine dinucleotide binding. The record is from RefSeq and is a predicted model, not a curated record. Lineage: Eukaryota; Fungi; Ascomycota; Dothideomycetes; Mycosphaerellales; Mycosphaerellaceae.
AUGCCUCUGGUCUUCUCAGCGCGGAUGCGCAUGCUCUGGGGCCACGCUCCUCGUGUACGGUCGGCUGCCGCAUUUCGUCGUGGUCUCGCCACCGUCACGGAUGUUCCAUCAAGACCCCCAGUCGAUGUGAUUGUCAUUGGAGGAGGCCAUGCAGGAUGCGAAGCCUCAGCGGCGGCCGCAAGAACCGGAGCACGAACGACCCUGAUCACGCCUUCAUUCGACAACCUAGGAGUAUGCAGUUGCAAUCCAUCGUUUGGAGGGAUUGGCAAGGGGACGAUGAUGAGGGAAAUUGAUGCGCUGGAUGGAGUGGUCGGGAGGAUAACGGAUAAGGCUGGAGUGCAGUUCAGGAUGUUGAAUCGAAAGAAGGGGCCUGCGGUUUGGGGACCUCGGGCACAGAUUGAUCGGGCGCUGUACAAGAGAUAUAUGAGGGAAGAGAUGCUCACUUAUCCGGGACUGGAGGUCAAAGAAGGCAAGGUUGCGGAUAUUGCGGUUGAUCGAUCUGAAGAGGCGGUGGCAGAAGGUCGACAUGGGCGGAUAACAGGAGUAAGGUUGGAAUCUGGAGAGGUGAUUGAUGCGAAGAAUGUGGUUAUUACAACGGGGACGUUCUUGGGAGGCGAGAUCCAUAUCGGUCUGGAUGUGUUCCCCUCAGGGCGGAUGGGCGAGGCUGCGACCUUUGGCUUGUCCAAGUCGUUAAGAGAGGCAGGUUUCCAACUGGGCAGGCUCAAAACCGGCACCCCCCCACGACUGGAUAAACGAACAAUCGAUUUUGAAAAGUUGGAAGUACAACCAGGAGACGAACCACCUACGCCGUUCUCAUACCUCAACGACAAAGUCCAAGUCGAACAACAGCUCAACUGCUGGAGCACUCACACCAACCUCAAAUCCCAUGAGAUCAUCCGCCAGAACCUCGACAAGAGCAUCCACAUCCGCGAGACAGUCAAAGGACCCCGAUACUGCCCAUCCCUCGAAAGCAAAGUCAUCCGCUUCACCUCCAAAGACGCCCAUCUCAUCUGGCUCGAACCCGAAGGCUUCGACAACAAUGUCAUCUACCCCAACGGCCUCAGCAUGACAGUCCCCGCUGAAGCCCAAGAAACCAUGCUCAGAACCGUCGUCGGCCUCGAAAACGUCAAGAUGCUCCAACCCGGCUACGGCGUCGAAUAUGACUACAUCGACCCGAGAGGACUCCGCAGCACACUCGAAACGAAAUCCAUCACCGGCCUCUUCCUCGCCGGCCAAAUCAACGGCACAACAGGCUACGAAGAAGCCGCCGCCCAAGGCAUCCUCGCAGGUAUCAACGCAGGGAACUCUGCCGUCGGCCGCGCACCCUUCACCCUCUCCCGCGCCGACGGCUACAUCGGCAUCAUGAUCGACGACCUCACCACCAAAGGCGUCAGCGAACCCUACCGCAUGUUCACCUCGCGCAGCGAAUACCGCAUGUCCGCACGCGCCGACAACGCCGACCUGCGCCUAACCCCCAAAGGCCACGCCGCGGGCAUCAUCACCCCGAAACGCUGGUCCGCCUUCUCCACCACCAAAACCGACCUCGACGCCCUCCGCACCCUCCUCUCCUCCACCCCCCUCUCCUCCCAAACCUGGAUCCAGCACGGCUUCCCCGUCCGCAGCGACUCCCUCAAACGCACCCCCUUCGACCUCCUCCGCCACGCCAACAUCACCACCGCCCACCUCCUCCCCAUCCUCCCCCAACUAGCCCACUACCCGCCCUCCCUCCUCGCCCGCAUCGACAUCGAAGGCACCUACGCGCCCUACAUCACCCAGCAGGCCUCCGCCGCGGCGUCCAUGGCGCGGGAUGAGAAUCUCUCGCUUCCGUAUGGGAUGGAUUUUUCCAAGGUGCAUGGACUGAGUUGGGAGGAGAAGAAGGUUUUGGGCGAGACGAGGCCGGAGAGUGUGGGGCAGGCGAGACGGGUGGAGGGCGUUACGCCUGCGGGGGCGUUGGCGCUGUUGGCGUGGGUGAGGAGGUUUGGUGGUGGGGGGAAUGGUGGGAAGCGGGUGGUGAAGGGGACUGUGGAGGGGGUUGAGGCUGAGGCUUUGGCGUGA